Messenger RNA from Emys orbicularis (European pond turtle), 3914 nucleotides. It is a transcript of the gene GIGYF2, whose product is annotated as GRB10 interacting GYF protein 2. NCBI's taxonomy places the organism in Eukaryota, Metazoa, Chordata, Testudines, Emydidae. The record is from RefSeq and is a predicted model, not a curated record. The transcript is spliced from 27 exons. Gene Ontology annotation, molecular function: protein binding. Bases 184 to 3873 code for a protein of 1229 amino acids. Gene Ontology annotation, biological process: insulin-like growth factor receptor signaling pathway. Gene Ontology annotation, cellular component: proximal dendrite; cytosol; membrane.
GCGUGGCGGCGCGACCGCCAUCUUGUGGUGUUGGGACUGAGGAAUUGCUUCGGCUGUGAGAGAUUCUCCGUCCGGGAUCGCAGGCUGCGAGCUCUAUCCAGUGGCGGGAGCGUGACUUCGCCUCCCCUUUCUCCUGCUUUGCCAAAGUACAAACUAGCAGAUUAUCGCUAUGGGAGAGAAGAAAUGUUAGCACUUUUCCUAAAGGAUAAUAAGAUACCUUCAGACCUUCUGGAUAAGGAGUUUCAGCCUAUUUUACAGGAGGAGCCCCUGCCACCACUGGCACUUGUACCUUUUACAGAAGAAGAACAGAGAAAUUUCUCCAUGUCUGUAAACAGUGCUGCUGUCCUGCGGUUGACGGGACGAGGAGGAGGAACGGUGGUAGGGGCUCCUCGAGGUCGAAGUUCCUCUAGAGGUCGAGGCAGAGGCCGAGGAGAGAGUGGUUUCUACCAAAGAAGUUUUGACGAAGUGGAGGGUGGAUUUGGGCGAGGAGGAGGCAGGGAAAUGCAUAGAUCUCAGAGCUGGGAGGAAAGGGGAGACAGGCGGUUUGAAAAACCAGGGCGAAAAGAUCCAGUGAGACCAAAUUUUGAGGAAGGUGGGACAACAACAACAGGGCGGAAACACGAGUUUAUUCGCUCUGAGAGCGAGAACUGGCGCAUCUUCAGGGAGGAGCAAAAUGGGGAAGAUGAUGAUGGAGGCUGGAGACUGGCUGGGUCACGGAGGGAUGGUGAGAGGUGGCGUCCUCAUAGUCCAGACGGUCCUCGUUCUGCAGGCUGGCGAGAACCUAUGGAGAGACGGCGAAGGUUUGAAUUUGAUUUCCGAGACCGGGAUGAUGAGCGGGGUUACCGACGAGUGCGGUGUGGCAGUGGCAGUAUGGAAGAUGACAGGGACAGUCUCCCUGAAUGGUGCUUGGAAGAUGCAGAAGAAGAAAUGGGAACAUUUGACUCAUCUGGGGCUUUUCUCUCAUUAAAGAAGGUUCAGAAGGAGCCAAUCCCCGAGGAACAGGAAAUGGAUUUCCGACCUGUGGAAGAAGGUGAGGAACCUUCUGACUCUGAAGGGGGUCAUGGUGAAGAAGCCAAAGAGCUUGAAAAGACUACCAAGAGGGAGGGGGAUAAAAGAGAUACAAUAACAGCAGAGGCAGCAGAAGAAGCAGUCAGAGCAUCUUCGCCGUCUACCCAGUCAGGUACUCCACCAAAACUCCAGCCACAAGAACCACUACAGGCCAGUCUAUUUGAGAGGAAGGAAGAGUGUGUACCAGAACGAACAGAAAAAAUGGAAGAUAAAGAGAAUCAAAUGGUGAACACUCCGCCAUCCAAAGUGCCCAGUAGAGGAGAAGAUCUGACUCCUGCUGUUCAACCUUUGCCACAGAUCUCUCCAGCUACAGUUUCUCCUGUUCAUCUUUCUCCUCCUCUUUCCAAUACAAAUCCUGCUCUAAAGCCAGUUCAGACAUCAGUCUCAGCUGCUCCGGGCAUGGGCAACAUUCCUGCUGAUCCAGAUGAUGAAGAGGGUCUCAAACACUUAGAGCAGCAGGCAGAGAAAAUGGUGGCAUAUCUGCAGGACAGUGCAUUGGAUGAUGAGAGACUAGCAGCAAAACUUCAAGAGCACAGAGCAAAGGGUUCCUCCAUGCCAUUACUCCAUGAAGCCAUGCAGAAGUGGUACUACAAGGAUCCUCAAGGAGAAAUUCAGGGUCCCUUCAGUAACCAGGAGAUGGCAGAGUGGUUCCAGGCUGGGUAUUUUACUAUGUCCCUAUUAGUAAAGAGAGCAUGUGAUGAGAAUUUCCAGCCACUUGGAGACAUCAUGAAAAUGUGGGGCAGGGUUCCCUUCACUCCAGGUCCAGCACCACCUCCACAUCUGGGCGAGAUGGACCAGGAGCGACUAACUAGACAACAAGAACUUACGGCUCUGUACCAAAUGCAGCACCUCCAGUACCAGCAGUUUUUGAUACAACAACAAUAUGCACAGGUGUUGGCACAGCAGCAAAAAGCAGCCCUCUCAUCCCAGCAGCAGCAGCAACUGGCUCUCCUCUUGCAACAGUUCCAGGCCCUGAAGAUGAGAAUAUCUGAACAGAACCUGAUGCCGUCUGUAACAAGGUCUGUGUCAGUGCCGGAUGCUAGCUCAAUUUGGGAGCUUCAGUCCACAGCCUCACAGCCCACAGUCUGGGAAGGAAGCAGUGUCUGGGAUCUCCCCAUUGAUACUGCAGCUCAGGGACCAGCUCUAGAACAACUUCAGCAGCUCGAGAAGGCCAAAGCUGCGAAGCUAGAGCAGGAGAGGAGAGAAGUGGAAAUGAGGGCCAAACGAGAAGAGGAAGAGAGAAAAAGACAGGAGGAACUUCGAAGACAACAAGAGGAGCUACUUAGGAGGCAACAGGAGGAAGAGAGGAAACGACGAGAAGAGGAGGAGCUGGCACGAAGAAAGCAGGAAGAAGCCCUGAGGCGGCAGAGAGAGCAGGAAAUUGCACUAAGACGACAGCAGGAGGAAGAGGAACGACAACAACAGGAGGAAGCACUUAGAAGAUUGGAAGAGAGGAGAAGAGAAGAAGAGGAAAGACGACAGCGAGAAGAGUUGCUUCGUAAACAGGAAGAGGAGGCUGCCAAAUGGGCACGUGAAGAGGAGGAGGCCCAGCGUCGACUAGAGGAAAACCGGUUGCACAUGGAAGAGGAGGCAGCCAGACUACGGCUCGAAGAGGAAGAGCGAAAGCGCAAGGAGCUGGAACUCCAGCGCCAGAAGGAAUUAUUAAGACAAAGGCAGCAGCAACAGGAGGCUCUGCGCCGGUUGCAGCAGCAGCAGCAGCAGCAGCAACUUGCACAGAUGAAGCUCCCUUCUUCUUCAACAUGGGGCCAGCAAUCCAGCUCAGGAGCAUGUCAGUCCCAGACCACAUUAUCAUUGGCAGAAAUCCAAAAGCUUGAAGAAGAGCGAGAACGUCAGCUUCGAGAGGAGCAAAGACGUCAGCAGCGUGAACUGAUGAAAGCCCUCCAGCAGCAGCAGCAACAGCAACAGCAGCAACAAAAAAUGUCAGGUUGGGGUAAUGUCACCAAGCCAACAGGCGCUACCAAAUCUCUCUUGGAAAUACAGCAGGAAGAGGCGAGGCAGAUGCAGAAGCAGCAGCAGCAACAGCAGCCGAACAGAGUCCGCAAUACUACGCAUUCUAACCUGCACAGCAGCAUUGGGAAUUCAGUGUGGGGCUCUCUAAACAGUAAUCCCACCACCCAGUGGGCAUCUGAUCUAGUCAGCAGCAUCUGGAGCAAUGCUGACACCAAAAACUCAAAUAUGGGGUUCUGGGAUGAUGCAGUGAAGGAAAUGGGGCCUCGUAACUCAACCAAUAAAAACAAGAGCAAUGCCAGCCUCAGUAAAUCUAUAGGAAUUACGAGCAGACAGAACAAGAAGGUAGAAGAAGAGGAGAAGCUGCUGAAGUUGUUCCAAGGGGUUAAUAAAGCCCAGGAUGGAUUCACUCAGUGGUGUGAACAGAUGCUACAUGCACUCAACACAGCAAACAACUUGGAUGUUCCCACGUUUGUUUCUUUCCUGAAGGAAGUGGAGUCUCCAUACGAGGUCCACGAUUACAUCAGAGCCUACCUUGGAGAUACCCCUGAGGCCAAGGAAUUUGCCAAGCAGUUUCUAGAGCGCCGUGCCAAACAAAAAGCCAGUCAGCAGCAGCAGCAGGAUUCAGUGUGGGGGAUGAACCAUAGCGCACUGCAUUCCGUCUUUCAGACCAAUCAGAGCAACAACCAGCAAUCCAACUUUGAAGCUGUGCAGAGUAGCAAGAAAAAGAAGAAACAGAAAAUGGUUCGAGCAGAUCCCAGUUUGUUAGGAUUUUCAGUGAAUGCCUCAUCAGAGCGGCUCAAUAUGGGAGAAAUAGAGACUUUGGAAGACUACUGAUCUUGUGCAGAUUGACCGGCUUUUCCAGUGUCUGUUAACCA